AUGCGCUUCACCUUCGCUACCAUUCUGGCUUUUGCCACCCUCUCUUUCGCACAGAUCACACCCAACGUCGCUGGUGCCAAGAACGUUGGAGCAGGCAACGGCGCCCAGUUCAUCACUGGUGGAUGCGUUGCCGACGCGGACUGCAGCUCUGCGUGCUGCGCUGAUGCCUCGGGCGUAGGUGUCUGCAGCGCCGAGGCAGCACAGUUCCAGAAUGGAAAGAACGGUUGCGGAUUCGCGGACCCGAAUGCCGAUGCUACGAUUGCGGCGGCUCAGGCUCAGGUUGAGAAGCAGGGAUUCAAGAGGGUUGCUAAGAGGGACUGCUAG
Messenger RNA from Didymosphaeria variabile, 324 nucleotides. It is a transcript of the gene BAS2, whose product is annotated as Biotrophy-associated secreted protein 2. The transcript is spliced from 2 exons. Lineage: Eukaryota; Fungi; Ascomycota; Dothideomycetes; Pleosporales; Didymosphaeriaceae. The coding region runs from base 1 to 324 and encodes 107 amino acids. The record is from RefSeq and is a predicted model, not a curated record.